CAUCAUACAGCAUACACAAUAGUUGUUUUGAAAAGAAAUAUUUUUCGACUUAAGCAGUACACAUAUACAUAUAGAUUUCUAUAAAACAUUAAUUCCUGCCGGUACUAAAUUGUAUGUUGCAUAGGUCGAAAAUGUUAGUCAAUAGUUUUGUAUUUACGCGCGCAUUCAGCGAGUUCAGCGCAACGGCUUUGUUUAUGAUUAUUAGCUGUAUGGGCGGUGCUACGAACGACCAGGAUGGCGCCGGAUCUUUAAUCUCCAGCAUGAUCUACGGACUGGCCACUGUUGUGGUAAUGCAUAUCUUUGGAUUUAUAUCGGGUGCACAUGCCAAUCCGUGCGUGACAAUCGCUUGCUGUCUACUCGGCCACAUCGGGUCCAGCAUGAUGUUCACCUACAUUUUCUGCCAGUUGGCCGGAGCAGCUUUUGGAUACUUUCUGCUAUUGCAAAUGCUAUCGCAAGGUUUGACCAUUGGCGUUUGUAUUGUAGAGCCAUUGGAUAGUCUGUCCAAUGUACAAAUCGUGGCCAUUGAGGCCUUCCUCACGUCGGUACUGAUACUCGCCUGGAGCGCACUGUGGGAUGUACGUAGCGGACGCUUCCUCGACUCGGUCACCCUACGUAUGGGCUGCCUGGUUACCCUAUGCAAUUUGGCAGGCGGCAAGCUCACUGGUGCCUCUAUGAAUCCAGCCAAAGUGCUCAUUCCACAACUUUUCAACGGAGAUCCGGAGAGUAUAUUGCUCCAGCUGGGCGGACAAAUGUUAGCUGCCUUCGUUGUGCCUCAAAUUUGGCAUUAUGCCUACACACCAUGCUAUAGACCCCUACUCAUUGAAAAUGCCGAAAUAAGGAAUAGGUAUCUCCAACCAUAAGCUUUUUUUUUUUUUU
Drosophila arizonae is the source of this 876-nucleotide messenger RNA. It is a transcript of the gene Eglp1, whose product is annotated as Entomoglyceroporin 1. Lineage: Eukaryota; Metazoa; Arthropoda; Insecta; Diptera; Drosophilidae. The record is from RefSeq and is a predicted model, not a curated record. Gene Ontology annotation, molecular function: channel activity. Gene Ontology annotation, cellular component: plasma membrane. Gene Ontology annotation, biological process: transmembrane transport.